Molecule: messenger RNA, 1390 nt
Organism: Punica granatum (pomegranate)
Lineage: Eukaryota; Viridiplantae; Streptophyta; Magnoliopsida; Myrtales; Lythraceae
Source: RefSeq, a predicted model, not a curated record
GGAGACAACCAAUGAUAAUUUUGGAGAACAAAGCAGGAGUCAAUGUCUCUAUCAGUCAGACUUAUCGUCUUCCAUGGCCCAAUUCCUAUUUCCUAUAUAGCUUCAGAAUUAGAGACUCGAUGGCAGGCUAUGCUCUCCCACAAGGCAGCGAUCUAUUAAUCGAUCUUUCAUCUCUUCUCAGACCAGAUGACGACAGAUUCGUCCGGCAAAUCAUCGGAGGCCACAGAUUCCGGUGAACGCCUUCCCUUGGCGGCCGUACCAUGGGUGACUCGUGCCAUGGCCUGUGUCCUCUUGAAGUUACGGGACAAGGCAUGCCGCCGCAACGGCACCAUCAACCGCCGCCUCAUAAACAUCAUCGACUUCAAAUCCCCUCCCACUCGAAAACCCGACGUCAAGGGCAUAAGCUCCUCCGACGUCACUAUCGACCCCAGUCGAAAACUCUGGUUCCGCCUCUUUACCCCAACCGCCUCCACCACAGCCAGCAGCAGCUCCCUCCCACUCAUCGUGUACUUCCACGGCGGAGGCUUCGCCACCAUGAGCGCAGCGUCCCGGCCCUACGACGCCUUCUGCCGGAGACUUGCUAGUGAGCUGUCCGCCAUCGUUGCCUCCGUUGAGUACCGUCUCUCGCCGGAGCACCGGUUCCCUUCCCAGUAUGAAGACGGGUUCGAUGCCCUCAGGUUCGUAGCCGAGAACUCCGCAACGUUGCUGCCCGAGAAUGCAGACCUAUCCAGGUGCUUCCUCGCCGGAGACAGCGCCGGUGGAAACCUCGCGCACCACGUGGUGGUCAGGGUGGCGCAGUCGAAGCUUGAAGGGGUCAAAAUCAGAGGGCUCAUCGCCUUCCAGCCUUUCUUCGGCGGAACGGAGCAGACAGAGUCGGAGAUCCGUAACAAGAAGGCCCCGCUCCUGAAUGUUGCCUUGGCCGACUGGUUUUGGAGGGCCUUCCUGCCCGAGGGGGCCGACCGAGACCAUGGGGCUGCCAAUGUGAGUGGGCCCAAUGCUGUUGAUAUCUCGGUCCUGGCAGAGUUCCCGGCCACGAUGGUGAUUGCGGGUGGGAUGGACCCCCUGCACGAUUGGCAGGUCAAGUACUACGAGUGGCUUAAGAGAUCGGGGAAGGAGGCGGAGCUGGUUUAUUACCCUAACAUGGUCCACGGCUUCUACGGAUUCCCCGAACUGCUCGACGCCACUCAGUUACUCUCAAAGGUCAAGGAUUUCGUCACUCGAAGGUCUUUGAAUCAAAUGUCAGAGUAAAUAAUAAGGCGUUCUUUAUCUUUCAAUUCCUAAUCCCUUGCCUAAUGUUUGUUUGGACUUAAUUUGAAGUGUUGAAAAUUAAGUAUUGAAAGCUUAAGAUAUUAACAGAAUAAGUGCUUAAUUGAUUAAAUGAAAAAAAUAU